Messenger RNA from Penicillium canescens, 1554 nucleotides. RefSeq lists its product as uncharacterized. NCBI's taxonomy places the organism in Eukaryota, Fungi, Ascomycota, Eurotiomycetes, Eurotiales, Aspergillaceae. The coding region runs from base 1 to 1554 and encodes 517 amino acids. The transcript has 2 exons. The record is from RefSeq and is a predicted model, not a curated record.
AUGACUUCCAAAGACGCAAAUACGCCUGGGCAGCCAAGUCCUCGACGAUUGAGCCAGCAGGCUGAGACAUGCUCUCAAGGACACGAUUCGGAACCAUUGGAAUCAACAUCACUUCCAAUCCGCGACACGGAGGGAUUGCCCUGGAUGGACGGCAUAUUCGACUCUUAUCUGGACCAGCAAUGGGACUUUACUCCAGACUUAGCCGUCAGUGCCAGUGACUUCCCCACCCAAAAUUGUGGCCUGUCUGCCAAUACAUUGGGUCAAGGAUCCGCUGGGUUCAACCUGCCAAACUCAGACCGUCAAAGUCCGAGCUCUGCCUCCCUCUCGGCGGUUUCCGAUCGCGUUCUGGCACAGCACUAUACCCAGAACCUAACAUCGAAAUACAGCUCAAAGGAGCGGGGUUGGAACAAUCACACCUACUUCUUCAAUCGCUUCAGUUCGAGUCAUCCAUUUGUGAUAUCAUCUCUGUACGCAUGGACGGCUGCCCACCUCCAUUGCUACGGGGCACUAGGUUCCGAAGUGGACGCUUUGGAGCAUUACGGCAAGAGUCUUGCGGGCCUCAGAGACCAGCUCGGGAUCCACCUGUUGGCUGAGAACGUAACUGAAGAGGCUAGCCAGACCUGGUUCCAGCUUCUAGCCAAAGAUGAUGACCUGGAUGCUGUCUCCGUGACUCUGUACUUCCUGGCCUGGACUGACCUCCUACUUUCAAGACAGGCAUCUUUAAAGCAGAUGCUCAGCCUCGAAGCUUUACUGCUGGGUAUCCGGGGCCAUGAUCAAUUGCAUUCAAUCUACGUCAGAAUGGCUGUAUGGUUCUGCUUUCUCGACGCACGCACUGCCCUCUUUUGCCAGGGGAAUGAUCGCAUAAUUCAGUCCAUGGGGGAUGACUCGGGGCUGGUGAUAGCGUUGGAGCAGUCUCAUGACUUUCUACAGAGAGAAUACACCCUGUUGUACCCCAGGGAAGAACGGCAGUGGGACGAGGCUCACAGACCUCUGUACGUCGCUACGUGCCGCUUGGUCGGUCUGCUGGGGAAAGUAUCUAGGAGCCAUGGCCACUCUCCAGACGAGAGUCUUGAAGUUGGUGUCCGGGAGUCAUUGUACGACAUUAGACUGGGUCUCGACAGUUUCAGUGAGGCGAAAGCUGCGGAAAACAAGGUGCUGUCCAUCUACCUCACCACAAACGCCCUCUUUCACGCGGUAGAGAUAUACGCGUCGAGAGUAUAUCAACCCAAUGAAAUAUUGUAUGCAAAGAGCAUCCACGCGGAAAAGAUUAUCACCAUCACUCGCCACUUUUAUCGGAAACUGAAGCGGCCGAGAACGGAAGCGCCGCCUACCAAGAUAUGGCCGGUGCCACUGAUCAUGGCUGCGAUCGAGGCAAAAGACCCGAUUUACAGAGAGUGGACGCUACAACAGAUAAAGGAGUACUGCCGUGCGGGAAAGCAUUUUGUGAAUGCGUGCACCUUCGUCGAAAAUGUGCAUGCCGCCGAGGAGGCGACGGGCUGUCGUGCCGAUUUUCGCCGGAUUGCCCAAGACAUGGGCGAUGAUUUUGUCAUAUGA